This is a messenger RNA of Ailuropoda melanoleuca (giant panda), 6769 nucleotides long. It is a transcript of the gene RAP1GAP2, whose product is annotated as RAP1 GTPase activating protein 2. The transcript has 26 exons. Lineage: Eukaryota; Metazoa; Chordata; Mammalia; Carnivora; Ursidae. Gene Ontology annotation, cellular component: plasma membrane; cytoplasm. Bases 65 to 2566 code for a protein of 833 amino acids. Gene Ontology annotation, biological process: regulation of small GTPase mediated signal transduction. Gene Ontology annotation, molecular function: GTPase activator activity. The record is from RefSeq and is a predicted model, not a curated record.
GCAGGACACACCUCCCAGCCCUGCGGCCUCACCCACAGGAAGUGCUGGGGUUGGGGGGCAGGCGAUGGGGGAGGUGCCGCACUGCAUGUCCCGCUCUAUGCCUGUGGCCCCACCGACCCGGCUGCGCCGUGGCCCUUUUGCCAACAGCCCCGGGGACAUCACUGGGACCCGGGGCCUUGUGGCUACAACCAUGUUUCGCAGGAAGCGCAGCGUCUCCUUUGGGGGCUUCGGAUGGAUCGACAAGACCAUGCUGGCGAGCCUAAAGGUCAAGAAGCAGGAGCUGGCCAACAGCUCCGAUGUGACCUUCCCCGACCGGCCGCUGUCCCCUCCUCUCACUGCACCACCCACCAUGAAGUCGGCGGAGUUCUUCGAGAUGCUGGAGAAAAUGCAGGGGAUCAAGCUUGAAGAGCAGAAGCCGGGCCCCCAGAAGAACAAGGAUGACUAUAUCCCGUAUCCCAGCAUUGAUGAGGUUGUGGAGAAGGGAGGCCCGUAUCCCCUGAUUGUCCUGCCCCAGUUUGGGGGCUAUUGGAUUGAGGACCCGGAGAACGUGGGGACGCCGACCUCCCUUGGCAGCAGCAUCUGUGAGGAGGAGGAAGAGGACAGCCUCAGCCCCAGCACGUUUGGCUAUAAGCUUGAAUGCAAAGGCGAAGCCAGGGCCUACCGCAGGCACUUCCUGGGGAAGGAUCACCUAAACUUUUACUGUACUGGCAGCAGUUUGGGGAACUUGCUCCUGUCCAUCAAGUGUGAGGAGGUGGAGGGCAAUGAGUACCUUCGGAUCAUUCUCAGGUCCAAAGUGAAGACAGUGCAUGAGCGGAUCCCCUUGGCUGGACUCAGCAAGUUGCCCAGCGUCCCUCAGAUUGCAAAGGCUUUCUGUGAUGAUGCUGUGGGGCUGAAAUUCAACCCUGUCCUGUACCCCAAGGCCUCCCAGAUGAUUGUGUCCUAUGAUGAGCACGAUGUCAACAACACAUUCAAGUUUGGGGUCAUUUAUCAAAAAGCCAGGCAGACCCUGGAGGAGGAACUGUUUGGGAACAAUGAGGAGAGCCCAGCUUUCAAGGAAUUCUUGGACCUUUUGGGUGACACGAUCACACUGCAGGAUUUCAAAGGUUUCCGAGGAGGCCUGGAUGUGACCCAUGGACAGACGGGGGUGGAAUCCGUGUACACGAUAUUCCGGGACAGGGAGAUCAUGUUUCACGUCUCCACAAAGCUGCCGUUUACCGAAGGAGACGCCCAGCAGCUCCAGAGAAAGAGACAUAUUGGGAAUGACAUUGUGGCCAUCAUCUUCCAAGAAGAAAACACACCGUUUGUCCCAGAUAUGAUUGCCUCCAACUUCUUACACGCCUACGUCGUUGUACAGGCCGAGAACCCAGGCACGGAGACCCCAUCCUACAAGGUCUCAGUCACUGCACGGGAAGAUGUGCCCGCCUUUGGCCCACCUCUGCCUAGCCCUCCUGUUUUCCAGAAGGGCCCGGAGUUCAGGGAGUUUCUGCUCACCAAGCUCACCAACGCAGAGAAUGCUUGCUGCAAGUCAGACAAGUUUGCGAAGCUGGAGGUGAGAGCGCUGUUUCUGGAAGUCUUCCUCCUGCCUUCCUGGCUGCUUGUUAGCCAGCCUCUCCUGGGGGUCUGUUCUUGGGGGCUGCUCAAGGACCGGACCAGGGCCGCCCUGCUGGACAACCUCCACGAUGAGCUUCACACCCACACGCAGGCUAUGCUGGGACUGGGCCCGGAAGAGGACAAGUUUGAGAAUGGGGGCCAUGGGGGAUUCCUGGAGUCUUUCAAGGGUGCUGCUGUGGUGUCAGAAUUAUUGGCAUUCCUCAUGGAGUUCCUCACCCGCACCUCCGUGGGAUCCCUCUUGAAAGAAAGGGCCAUCCGUGUGCGUAGCCACUCCAUGGAGACCAUGGUGAGCAGCCAGAAGAAGCAGCACAGCGGAGGCAUCCCUGGCAGCCUCAGCGGGGGCAUCUCGCACAACAGUGUGGAGGUCACCAAGACUACCUUCUCGCCCCCGGCGGCGGCGGCAGCGGCGGCUGCAAAGAACCAGUCGCGGAGCCCCAUCAAGCGGCGGUCGGGGCUCUUCCCCCGUCUGCACACAGGCUCUGAAGGCCAAGGCGACGGCCGGACACGAUGUGACAGUGCAUCCAGCAACCCCAAGACCCCGGAUGGUGCACACUCAUCUCAAGAAAUAAAGUCUGAGGCCUCAUCCAAUCCCAGCUCUCCAGAAAUUUGCCCCAACAAGGAGAAGCCCUUCAUAAAGGUGAAGGAGAAUGGCCGAGCCAACAUCUCCCGCUCCUCCUCCAGCACCAGCAGCUUCAGCAGCACGGCGGGGGAGGGCGAGGCCAUGGAGGAGUGUGACAGCGGGAGCAGCCAGCCGUCCACGACCUCACCCUUCAAGCAGGAGGUGUUUGUCUACAGCCCGUCCCCGAGCAGCGAAAGCCCCAGCCUGGGGGCAGCUGCCACCCCCAUCAUCAUGAGCCGGAGUCCUACAGAUGCCAAAAGCAGAAACUCUCCGAGGUCAAACCUGAAAUUCCGCUUUGAUAAGCUCAGCCAUGCCAGCUCUAGUGCGGGUCACUAAUGUGAAAGAGGAGUCCUUCGCUUGUCAAAGGGAAGCCCCGAUUCUGUCUCGGAGAAGGCUCCUAUUCCAGCAGUUUGGGGGUGCCAUCCACUACUCUGACCGUCACAGUCCUGCUGCCCCACCGGCCACCUGCCCACCAGAACAGCUGUCUGUCUCCGUGUCCCGAGCUGGCCACCAUCCUGCCUGUCCCGUUGCCAAGACACCCUGCAAGCACUCUCCUUCUCUGGACAAGGCCUCAUUCCUCUAGGCUCCCGCUGCUCCUGACCGCCUGUGUGAUGUGUUUCUGGCCCAUUUGUCAUCUUGUUUUGUGCACAGAGGAAAGAGUUGGGCAAGGGGGAUCUGGGCCCUGGGGCCUUGGCCAGAGACUGGAGAGGCAGAGAGCGGUGAGGUGGGGUGUGGAGGCCGCCAGCACGAUGCUGCAUGGGGCGGGGCAGCACUGUGGCUGGACGUGGCAGGCACAGUGAAGCCAUUUAGUGGUGGCGGAGGGACCAGUGUAGCAGGAACCAAGAUUUGUAGCCGUCCUCCAAGAUGUCGUGCUCGAGUCAGCAGUGUUGUUCCCACAACUGUGCGCUUCUAUGCUAGCAGCUGCUUCCUCGCCCAUCUGCUGACCUCGGGCUCAGCGUUGCCUCCAUCCCUGCGGCCAGCAUGUGCUGCGCAUGUGUGGACGUGGCUCUGCGUCGUCGUGGCUGUGGGAGAAGCCCUGGGCCAGUCUGUCCCCUCGGGGCAGCUGUUUUCCCCCAGGCGGCGUGGGCAGCCCGGAGCAGGAAGGAAUUCUGGAAGGGCAAGCUGGCGAGCUAUGCUCUGGGGCCUUGGCUGAGGAGAACCGUGGGGUGUGGGUGGGGCUGGGAUCAGGGCUCCGCUGGUUGUGGAGGCUCGUGGAAGAGUUGCUCCAGCCCUCCACUCAGGUCAGAGCCGGGGAGGCGAGGUGGGGGGUGACCUGUCCGCCUCGGUUGAUGUGUGGGCGUAGAAGGUAGGCAUGAGGAAGGAGCGACGUCCUUCUGUGAUUUCUGCUCCUGGCAUCUGUGGGGGGCCCAGGGCUACCUUGGGGGCUCUUUCCAGCUGCUGUGCCCUUUGGCCUUGUUGGUGCGUGGUCCCCCAGUUCCCCUCCACCGCCGGUCUGUAGGCAGCGGUCACGCUGGCAGGGUUUUUACGACCUGGGCCCCAGCUGGAUGCAGCUCAGAGGCUGCCCGCCGCCCACCCGCCCGCCUGGCCAGAGUCAGCUCGCUCUCAGGAGUGGCCCCCCUUCCCCUGUGUCUCUCCCAGCCCCGUCGGCUGCGUGAGAAGUCACUUCUGCAGCCUGGCCCUGGUGGAGGUUAAGGCGGGGUGUCCUCUGAGUAACACACAGAGUCUGCAGAGCCCUGGGGAUGCUGCCGCUUUGGGGGCAUGGAGGGCCCCUGUGACACAGGAUAGCCCCGGCGCCUCCCGCUGGGCUCCUGCUUCAGUGAGCAGAUGACAAGGAUUUCUACCAAAUGUUUUAUUUGCGUCGGGAUCUGGGCCUAUUCCGAAGUCAAAGCAAUCCCAAGUCUAUGUUAUUCUUGUUUUUGACUGAUGUGACAGUUUCCCCAUUGCUUUUGCCAUUAGGGCAAAACCUUGAUCCUUUGUCUCUCACUCCUGUGGACAUUGUGGGAUCCUAUUUGCAGGCUGGGUGGACCUCUCCCCUCACGCUAUUUGGGAAAUGUGUUUACUUAAAAGACUAGUCCGGUAAAAUUUCUUCCAGUGAGAAGGUCAACAAACGUCUGUUUAGGUUUUAUUAAAAAUCACUGUAGCAGCACCCACUGCAUUCCGGUGGCGUUCUGUUGGCUGGCUUUCUGGAGGAACUUGAAAGGUCAAACUGCAUUUAAAACAACAACAACAACAAUAACAACCCACAACAAUUCCAGGUUCUGGCUUGCUUCUCGGGUAGCUGGUGUUUACAGCAGCUCGUUGGCUGUACUGUGCUGUGUUGGGGUCUGGGGGUCCAGGUUGUCCCCACCCUGUCCUUCUUGGGAACAUCACACCUGCCUCCGUCCGCUGCUCCGGCUGCUCUUUCUGCACCCCCACCUCCUGGGAGGGCUCUGAGGCAGUGGCCAGGAUGGCUGGGUGUGUCCAGGGAAACUGGGAGGCACAGGCAUUUCCCUACAAAACAGACCUGAGAAGUGGUCUCUACCUUCUGUUUGCUACUGGGGGUACACUGUCUGAAAUGUCCCUUUCUCUGGGUCCUGUCUUACCUUCUCUAGAAAGCCCAGCCCAUCUAUGGCUUCUAGACUAGACAUGACCAGCCCCCGAGGUCCUAGAGCUGACGGGGAGGAGGAGGACAGGGAGUGGGCAGUCUCAUCUCACCCCUCUGGACCAUGGGGCAGGCAGCUUGGGUUCUUGAAGGCUGUUUCCUCCAUAUUUUCUUGCAUCCACUCUGGGCCAAAGUUUCCUUUUAUUGCUGCACCCAGUUUUGGGGCUCAAAGAUUUGCUCAAGUUUCCUUGGUCCCUGUGACCAGACUCCGCCUGAUGGUGCUCGUGCUGGUAUUUGAGGCACUCUGCUUGUGAUCUGGACACAGGAGAAGUGUUUCCUGGACACGUCUCUGCCUCUGGGAAGAAACUAUAGUGGUCAGGCUCUGCAGGGCACUCGUAUGCCUCUGCUCCGUUGAUGCUUAACAACAGAUGCAGAACGAGCUUGAGAUAGAAGGUCUGAGCUAGAGUUUCUAAUGAAUGGAAAAUGAUGAAUGAAUGAAAAUGAGUGAAAAAUAUUCUGUGGUUCAGCCUUGUUGGCAUCAUCUCAAGGUCCAGGCCUUCCGGGCCCCUUUUGACAUCUAAUCCAUCCAUAUCCUCAUCCAGCUGAGAAACCUCAGCCCCAGUGAGGGAAAAUGACUUGCUGGAGGUCGCACAGCCAACGAGUGGCAAAGCUGGGAUUGGAACCCACAGCCUGGGGCCCGUUCUUCGGCACUACCUACGCGGUCGGUUGAACAGGUGGCUGCGUGUGCUGGGGCCCUGAGUUUAGGACGAGCCAGUUAGCUAGUGCCUGGGCACUGGUUGGGAGCUGUCCGCGGUCAAGGUGGGACCUCAGUCUCUUCUUUCCAUCAGGAGGGAGAUGUGCUCAGUUUUCCAGUGAGGGCCCUGGGGUUUUGGAUGUGGCUUGAGUGAAGAAAAUGAGAGAGGAGAGAGAUUUUAGUGGACCAUUCCUGGUAACCUCAGUUCCUCAGCUCUGGUCUGUAAUGGGGGUGGAGGCCAGGGCAGAGUGCAGUUAGUAGCCCUCAGUUUCCCCUUCUCAAGUUCAGAAGAAAAGUGGUAAAAGAAAACUCUAUUCUGUUCUCCCUGAUCCUUAAACCGAAGUGUUUAAUAAAAGCAUAGGCUCCUGUGCCCAGGUAGGGUGGGAGCCAGAGUCACUUUCUCACCCCGACUGGUUAAGGUGCCAAUGCAAACACUACCUUGCUCAUUUGAUUCUGAGUCAACAGAGACAGGUUGUUGUGGGGGGACAGCCAGGGGUCAAGUAGGUGGCUGGCAAGGACCCACGGCUUCUCCCCAGGCAUCUCCCUUUCUCCAAGGUGACAGUGGGUUAGUGGAGUUGGCCGAGGCCACCAAAGAGCAUUCUAUAAGCUCUAAUGUCUGUUUUACUACAAGCCCCUUGCCCCCCGCCCCCAACCCCACAUCUCCCUCCUUUCAGCCGGGCCAUCUGCCCCUUUGGGAGGAAGGAGACCACCUGCACUACGGCCAAGGACAGCAGAGCCCUGCCUAGUGAGAGGCUACUGGGGCGAUGGCUCUGUCCUGUGCCUUACCAGCCCUGGGGAGAGGGUGUUUGGCUGGAAGACUGGAAUUUAGAUGCCAUCAUCUUUGGUUUUGUAACAUUUCCACUUGGAACGGUCAGUUCCUCCUUCCCGCUCCUUUGCACGUAUGCCAGCUCUCCCCCGCCUUGGGCGUUACCCUUCCACACUCCGGCCCGGGGAGUGCUGAUGUUCUAGUGUGAAGAGAUUGCUUUGUGUGAUAGAACCUAAGAAGUGUAGCUUGGAAAUGAUGACCCAUGUGAUGAUGACUUUCCUUUCUUUCCUCUUCUUGAGGAGUUGAUUCGUAGACCCCGACUGCCUAUGUAAUGUAAAUAAUGUACAUUUAAUUUAUUGCUACGGUAGCACAUUGUAUUUGUUAAUGUAUAAAAUUCUAAAAGGUUGACAAAUGUAUAUUUUGUUGCUUAAAUGUGUCUUUGCAGAAAUUGACAAUAAAUAACAUAUUUUGUGUCCA